UCAAACGAGAGGAUGCGGUAUCUGUGAAGUAAAUUGAUAUUUAAUUUACAGAAUGGAUUGGAAAUAUUUAAGGAUGUUUAAGUGUUAUGGUUCAUUAAACGGAAUGUGAGAAAUGUAACGGAUACGAUGAUAAUUUUCGUAGUAACGUUUUCGUGCCUCUGUGCUUGUGCAAUGUCUUUGCUGACUUGCACUGACUGGCAGGGCCGGCCCAUACCGGAUGGGGAGGACUUCUACCCCUACAAGGAUGACCCAUGUCACAUGUGUCGCUGCUACCAGGGGGAGUCAACCAUGUGCAAGGCCGUCUCCUGCUCCCCACCGAAGUGUCCCAAGUGGCGCGAGAUCUCCAAGAAGUGCUGCCAUUACGAGUGCCUUGACGUUGAUGGUUCUUCGUACACCCCCGACAAUAACACAGAACAUCGUGGAAACUCUGUGAACGGUGAUGGUACUCCGACAGAGGCAGGCACGGUGACGGACCUGGGACUGCGUCUGGUGGCCAGCACUAUCACCACCUUCCUCAUCCUCGCCCUGCUUCUCUUCCUCAUCCAUCGCUUCCGGCAACGGAGGCUCCUGAUGACACUUAGGCACUGUUUCUGCGCAGGCUAUGGCCGUAGGCGUGAGCACCUGGACGACUCUGACAACAUCAGCUAUACGCCAGACUUCUUUGGAGUCCAGUGUCCCCCAUAUGAGGACCCUCCCCCUCCCUACACGCCUCCCAAGCCUCAGCCUGGGGAACAACCCCCACCAUACGAGGCUCUGGACACAGACAAUACACCAACUACUGGAGAUGCUGAUAGGUAUACUGACAAUAAUAGCGCCAACAGCAGCCAUGGCAAUUUUCCUGCUAGGGGAGCAAACUCUUCUAAUAGUUCUGGGGAGUGCUUGAUUAGCAGGGGAAGUAACUCAAAUAGUGAUAAUGGUGGUCACAUUAUAACAAGGGGAGUUAAUACUGGUCUCAAUGAAAGCAGCAUGCGUGAUGAUGGAAUUGAUGGUAGUGUCAUCGGUUGCGGGAAUCAACAAGUUUCUAGAGCUAUACAGGCUGUUGGGAACUGUUCUAACAGAGUUCGGCACACGAGAAGGGGAGCGCAAGACAGUCAAGGUAACAGGGCAAGUGUUCAUUUUAAGAAUAGCCCCACCGGUCAACCAACAAUAACAAUGGGAAUACAAGAUAGACAGUUAAGGAACCGCUGUUCUGGUAUCAGGUUAAGCAAUCAGUCUAGUCCAGUUAGAAAUUCAAUGAAUGACAGAACAAUGGCACUGAACUUGGAGUUGAAAAAUGUUGUUCAUAACAUUCGCAACAGGAGCUGGUGUGAGGUUCCACAGGGAGACCGGGUCACACAAAAUGACCAUUCGUCCAGUACAGAUAUCGGGGAAUCGACAACCUCGGCAGAGUCAUUAACCAGUAGCCCGGAAUCGCCCGAGAAUGCUGCUGAGUUUCACAUCUCCAGCUCCCCAGAAGCCCUGUCUCACGAUGCUGACUCCACUGUGAAAAGAUUCCUGGAUCAGUUUGGUCCUGUCUCUAGAGGUCGCAGGUAUCCGACAACAAUGUCUCAGUCUUGGACCAGUAACCAGGUUCCCCCGGUUAGUUCCAAACAUGUUAAGCAGAGCAUCUCAAUCGGAGCAUUUCCUCAGGAAUCUGACAGUGUUGGUCAAUCACCUCAGCAGGGUGGGUCUAGUCAGAUGGAUAUUCGACCGUUGCUGCCCCGGUCAAAGUCUGAACACUUGAAGACCAACGGUAGUCUUAUUAACCAUCCUUUUAACGGUGUUGUAAAAUCAACUGGUAGUGUAAAGCCUUCGAGUUUUCAGCCCCAUGGAAAUGGUGUAAGAGUUGCUUAUAAAGAGCGAGAUGAGUUAAGUUCUAGUCAGUCUCCAAGUUUGACUUUCAAUCAAAAUCCAACCAAGAGAAGUAGUCUGAGUUUUACAAAAAAUCUUUCCUGUCAGGAUGAUUACAUACGCUCGGACGUCAGUGAAUGUGGAAGCCUCAUGUCAAAUGUUUCCAAUUUGGCAGCGGCAAUUUUGGACCCUGGGGACAUAAUUGUGACAAAAAGACAAGAUGAACUGCGUAAACUGCGUCUGUCUCACCUACUCAGUGACCCGCUGUUUUGCCCAGGGUCCUCAACUGGUAACCAGGGGUCUGAUUUCUCUCGUCCAGACACCAGGCAACUGUACAGGUCAUUCAGCGAGAAUUCAGUCGAUGUCUCAAGUGUUUCCGCUUCUUCAGAAACCUUUGAGAAAGGUGUGCAAGGCUCCACAUUGAGAAAUGACUCCAAAUACCCUUCUAAUUCCUAUAAAAACUUACUCCAGACUUGUUUAAGUGCUCAGCCCCUGCGGCCAGCAGUGAUGAAGAAACCUGAACGUUUUGUAGCGGGAAAUAAUUCAGAAAAUCCUGUGAUCUCGACUACAGGUAAAAAAAAGGACAAUAAGCCAAUGGUUAACAGUUGGCAUGCUGGUAUGUGCGAGUCAGAUGAUGAAAACAUGUCCGUAAGUACAUUAGCUAGAAAUUCUAAUCAACAUUUUGAGAAGAAUUUGUGUCGUGAUAAAGAUGUAGCAAAUAUUUUCCUCCCGCUGUUUAAGCUGUCAAAUGCUGAGAAGUAUAAUUCUGAGGAUAAUACAGAUGUUCCAAAUAGCGAAAUGAGAGCUUGUGCAUCGCAAAUGUUUGCUUGUGAAAUGGGAGACUUCCAGAGAGAGAAAAAUCAUAGGGGAAAACAACUGUUGAAACAGUAUUCAUCAGGUUGCAUUUUUGGCAAGCAUGACGAAGUAUCUGCAAAUAAUCGUAGAAAGAUGGCAAAAAAAUCAAACAUUGAUAGUGAUCUGACUUAUUUGGGAUCAUCUGAUUCACAGGCUAUAAAUAGAAGGCUCUCGUGCCCAGAACCCAAGCCUGUAGUCUGUAACAGUUCUUCAGGUAUGAAGGAUCCUAGUCGGCCAUACUUGAUGCACUCUGCCAUACCUACCAAUGUGGCCCUUUUGGAUCAUAACAUACCCGCAUUGUUACAACUGAGGAAUACUGAUGGCCGGCCAAGAAAUGACAAGAGACGAUCAAAAUCGGUGGGCCGAUCUGAUACAACAAGAACAUCAGGAAGAAAGACAGUAGGAUAUUCUGCAUCAAGGGCUCGCAGCCGUAAAAAGAAUUCACCACAGCAAACGUGUUCUUAUCAUAGGGAGCUGGAAAAUGUACUUGAAAAUAAGAAAUCUGGUGUGAAACACAGAAAUGCCUCAAAUCACCAACAAUCCUACUCAGAAUUCAGUAAGACAAACUGUGCAAUAUCACAAGUAUAGAGAUGUAUACAGUGUAUGAAAAACCGUGAUAGUUUUUGAGUCAUUUUGCUUUAUGAUAUAAAUUAUACAAGCAUGUUUAGUUAUGAAACUUACAUUACCCAUAAUAUAAAUAUUGUAUGUAUACUAUAUGUACAGUGUACAGGACAUGUUAUGAUGAUGGUUGUAUCCUAGAAUAAUGUUUCAUAGUAUUAUAAACUUAAGUUUUGCUGUUGUUAACAGACGUAUAAAAGUUUAAUGUCUAGAAAGUACUAUAACAGUUAAAUUGUUUGCUAUGCAACCAUAGUAAGCAGAUGUUGUUCAUAUGUCAUUUUUAAGGGUUAUUACAAAUUAUUUAACCUGUUAAGGCACUGAAAUGUUUUUGCAUAUGUUUUUAAGGUUUUAUGUAAAUGUUUUUUUGUAUCAGUAUUUUGAGAUUUUAAUGUUGUUUAUGUAUAGAAAGAUUAUUGUGAAGUUUUAAGUUAAAGUAUUAUUUUUUUGUUUUGUUGUUUAAUCAAAGACAUAUGUUUGGACAUAAAUUGAUACUGUUUUGCAUUUCAGUGUGACUUAUUAAGAGUUAUAUAAUUUUAAAACAAAGUGGAGAGAAUUUUUCAAAAUGAACCUUUUGAUGAAAAUUAUUUUUCAAUACAUGUAUAAGUAUAACAAUUUUAGCAUAACCACAUCCUCACCAGGUAAAAAAGUAGUAAGGAACUAAUAAAUCAGAAAGAGUUUUACAGAAAUGUACUGUAUUAAUCCAGCAUUUCUUUAAAUUGUAUGUGAUUAAAUAAGUUAUUCAUGCGCUGAAUACUUCAUGAUUGUCAGUGGAUAAAUAUAUGCAAUAUUAUUUAUUCCAAUAUUAACUCUUUAAGUGCUGGAACCGAAUUUUG
Molecule: messenger RNA, 4136 nt
Organism: Dreissena polymorpha
Lineage: Eukaryota; Metazoa; Mollusca; Bivalvia; Myida; Dreissenidae
Exons: 4
Coding region: 127-3273 (1048 amino acids)
Cellular component (GO): membrane
Molecular function (GO): protein binding
Source: RefSeq, a predicted model, not a curated record